GACAAUCAGCUGUUGAGAGAGAAAAACAACAAACACCAACUUGCAAAACAAUCUCGCCCAUUUUUUGAUAAAGUUUGUUGAUACGGGUGCUGGAAAUUGCGGCAUAUUUUCUAUAAUUACUUAUCUUGUGUGUAUCUUCAAUUAAUAAGACAAACCAUUGCCCGAAAAGAGAUAAGAAUUCGAAAACGUCAUACAUUCCUUGCUCGUAGUAUCACAAUAAAUCGCCUUGAUCGAUUUCAUGGUGAACAACAUGUAUACACAUCUUUCGGGAGGCCGAGCCAACAUACAGCUGCUGCAAGAAGCUGCUGUGCGCGAAUUCGUUAAAAUUCUAGAUCGAUGCGAAGGAACAAAGGCUAUCAUAUGGGAUGAGUCAUUGGGUGGACCGGUCGGGCUGGUGGCACGGUACACAUUCCUUAAGGAGCACCACGUUACCAAGAUGUAUCCACUGCGGUCGGAAGCAUGGACGGAUAUCGAUGUGAAGAACAUUAUCUUCAUAACACGCCCACAUCAAACGCUGAUGGAUUACAUCGCCAACAACAUUCACGAGGAGGAACGCAAGCGAAAAGUGUCCCGCAAGGAAUAUUUCCUGUAUUUUCUUCCCAAAAAAUCGUUCCUUUGCGAAAAGCGACUCCAGAUCAAGGGAGUGCACGGCAGCCUUUCCUACAUCGGUGAGUUUCGCUGUGAGUUUUUCCCAUUCGACAAUGAUCUCCUUUCCAUGGAGCUGAAAGAUGCCUACAAGGAGAUCUACAUCGAGGGUGACACGAGUUCGCUCCACCAAUCCGCUUGUGCGCUUGUUGCGCUACAGAAACUAUACGGACGCAUUCCGAAGGUUUACGGCAUCGGAAGCUACGCGCAGCGUGUUUGGGAGAUUACAAAAGCCCUGACCGAGGAAGAUGGACACGUAAUCAAUAAUGUCGAGAAAGGUGUCAUCGACCAGAUGCUCAUUAUCGAUCGUUCGACCGACCUGAUGAGUGUGCUGGCAACGCAACUCACCUACGAAGGGCUGAUAGAUGAGAUUUUCGGCAUCAACAAUACGACGGUGAAUCUGCCGGCGGAAAAAUUCAACACUGGCGAAGGUCUUUCGACCGACAGGAACACCGAAAAAAGCCAAUUCAUACUGAACUCGAAGGAGCAACUGUACACGGAGCUGAGGGACAAAAACUUCAACGCGGUCGGUGCGGUUCUGUCGCGCAUGGCUAAAUCUAUUCGAUCGCGAGCGAACGAAAACCAUGGCGAAAAGUCAAUUCAAGAACUGAAGAAAUUUGUCGAAAGUUUGCCACACAUCAAGUCAAACGAGCAAUCGCUUGCGACACACACCACGAUCGCUGAGCUGGUGCAGGAUGUGAUCUCGUCACACGCAUUCCUGGACGUGUUGGGAUGUGAGCAAGAAUUCCUGCUCUGCUCCGACGUGGAUAAACCGAACAGCUUCAUCGAGGAUAUGAUUGCGAAGGAGGCACCGAUACGGAACGUGCUUCGAUUGAUUUGCAUGCAAUCGAUAGCCGGAUCGGGCCUGAAGCCCAAAGUAUUAGACUACUACAAACGCGAGCUGGUGCAGGUUUACGGAUUGAAAACGCUCCUUACGCUGGGUAACCUCGAAAAGGCGGGCCUACUUCGAGCGCAGACCGGAUCCCGCACCUAUCACGUGCUUCGCAAAACACUCAAUCUUACCGCCGAAACACCGGAAGAAGUGUCGCCGAAGGACAUUACGUACGUGCACAGUAUCUACGCACCGCUGUCCGUGCGCAUCGUUGAGCAGCAUCUGAAACCGAACGGAUGGCAACUGUUGACGGAAAAGCUUUCUUCACUACCGGGACCAACGUUUGAAGAUUUUCAAGCUUCCCCGAGCUUGAGCAGUCGACGCGGUUCGUUUACCAGUGAAAUGUCCCAGUCCGACAUUCCGCGAGUGAUUGUGGUGUUCUUCAUCGGUGGAUGCACGUUUGCGGAGGUUUCUGCUCUUCGGUUCCUCGCGCAACAGGAUGAGAACAACGUGGAGUUUGUUAUCUGCACGACAAAGCUCAUCAAUAAGAACACGUUCCUGGACUCGUUCAUUGAAGCGUAGAGCAAGGUUACGUUUGUGGCAUCGCAUUGCGUAGGGCGUAGCGAUGAUGCCUUUCCGAAUAACACAAAUAUCGCUUGUAUUUAAGUAACGAAUAAAUAAAAUAUAUUAAAUAGUGACCGGAAAGCA
Anopheles stephensi (Asian malaria mosquito) is the source of this 2185-nucleotide messenger RNA. RefSeq names its product vacuolar protein sorting-associated protein 33A (gene car). Gene Ontology annotation, biological process: intracellular protein transport; vesicle-mediated transport. Lineage: Eukaryota; Metazoa; Arthropoda; Insecta; Diptera; Culicidae. Bases 239 to 2059 code for a protein of 606 amino acids. The record is from RefSeq and is a predicted model, not a curated record. Gene Ontology annotation, cellular component: CORVET complex; lysosome. The transcript is spliced from 3 exons.